This is a messenger RNA of Colletotrichum chrysophilum, 309 nucleotides long. RefSeq lists its product as uncharacterized. Lineage: Eukaryota; Fungi; Ascomycota; Sordariomycetes; Glomerellales; Glomerellaceae. The coding region runs from base 1 to 309 and encodes 102 amino acids. The transcript is spliced from 2 exons. The record is from RefSeq and is a predicted model, not a curated record.
AUGGGUCCUCCUGGUAAUGGAAGACCUGUCACCGCUGCGGAGCAAUGGAAGCAACUCAUGGAAGAAGCCGGUUUCGAAGACGUUGUUGAGACCAUCUACAAAUGGCCCACAAACCGUUGGCCUCGAGACAAGCAUUACAAGGAUCUUGGCAUGUGGAGCUUAGAGAACAUGGACCAGGCCCUUGAGCCAGCCACGCUUGCUCCCCUCACAAGAGCUCUUGGCUGGAGUUACGAGGAGGUCAUCGUUCUCGUCAGCAAAGCCAGAAAGGUAUUGAGAGAUACGAGCGUACACGCAUACUGGCCGAUGUAA